Sphenostylis stenocarpa is the source of this 2220-nucleotide messenger RNA. The record is from the annotation of a GenBank genome assembly. Lineage: Eukaryota; Viridiplantae; Streptophyta; Magnoliopsida; Fabales; Fabaceae.
AUGGCUCGGAAGGGUAAUCAGCAGAAGAAUGGAGUGGACCGUCAUGGAUUGAACCACAGAAAAGGGGUUUCUGGUGGUGUGCUUCCGGGAAUGAAAGGCCAUGGUAAAGGAGGGCCGGUUAAGGUUUUCCCGAGAGAGGAACUUGCAGACGGCGAUAGUGGUGUUUCGCGGACUGCAUGUGAUGCUAGUUCUUCAGGUGAUGACUUUAACGAUGAGCUCAUAUCUGAAAAUAUUUAUAGUAAAGAUAAGCAAGGGAUGGCUGGAAAGCAUGACCUGGAGGAGUCCUUGCCCUUUGAGAGAAAUUAUGGGGAUGACAGUUUUAAUUCUGAAGCUUCAGUACAAAAAGAAAAUGGGACUUUACCUAGAAGUGAUCAAGGUUAUCAGAGUAUAAAGAGUAGAUUGAGCUGUAUACUGGAUAGUUUGCACCUGAAAAGUGUGGUGGAUAAAGCAGACCUUGCCGAUAAUGUGAUAAUUAGGAGAUUGAGGUUUUCAGCGUUUUCCAUGUUUACAGCAAUUUCAGAGUGGCUAACCCGGCAGGCUCCAUUGUUUGUAUCUCUUAAAACCAUCAUGUUUAAAGUGUAUCAUAAUUCCAGAACGAAAGUUGUGCAGGCAUAUCCUGUUAUUCUGAAGUUGCUCAUGCAUUUUGGAAAUGUAAUGCUCCUAUUAUCAGUAUUUUGGUUGGACUGUGCGCUUCGAGGUAUUGAUUCAUUUGUACGAAUGGGUACAACGUCCUUCUUCUCUGUUAUAUGGUGUAGCAUAUUCUCCGUGAUUAGUAUGAUUGGGAUGCUUAAGUUUCUUGCUGUCCUGGGCCUGGCUGCCUUGAUUGGAUUUUUUCUUGGAUUCAUGCUUGCAAUUUUGGUAGUUGCAAUUAUUGGAGUUGUUACCUUGUGGUUUUAUGGUAGCUUUUGGACAACAGCACUUUUCAUCAUCCUAGGAGGAUUGGCAUUUAUGUUUAGUCAUGAACGGGUGGCACUGCUUAUCACCACAGUGUAUUCUGUUUACUGUGCAUGGCUGUAUGUUGGGUGGCUUGGUUUGCUAUUGGCUUUCAAUUUAGCUUUUAUCUCUAGUGAUGUUCUGAUAUACUUCCUCAAGAAAAACAUAGAUCAACAGAGUAGAUCUAAUCAUUUUGAGCAUAGAUCUGGAAUGCAUGGCCAACCAGGAUUUAGUGAUGGAUCAACACAUGCUUCUUCCUCUGAAAAUGGACCUGGACCAUAUGUAGAUCGCAAUACUGGCAUCCCCUCAACUAGUGGGGUUGAUUCUGAUUUAACAUCUGAAGAUGAGGUUGUCCGUUUGUUGAACUGCUCUGAUCACUAUGCAGCACUGGGCUUCACUCGGUAUCAAAGUAUAGAUGUUUCAAUACUUAAGCGGGAAUAUAGGAAAAAGGCAAUGUUGGUACAUCCUGACAAAAAUAUGGGUAAUGAGAAGGCUGCUGAAGCAUUUAAGAAACUUCAAAAUGCGUAUGAGAUUCUAAUGGACUCCUUGAAGCGAAAAGCUUACGAUGAUGAGCUACGGAGAGAGGAGCUUUUGAGUGUAUUUCGUAGAUUUCAUGAUGCUUCUCGUAAGAAUGGUAGGCAUGGAUUCUUUCCUUCAGGAUUUGCACGGUCUGAUGCAGAUGGCAAAGACCCAUUUGGUGAUUCAAGGCGAAUAGCCUGCAAAAGGUGUGGCGGUUUUCAUGUCUGGAUACACACCAAGAAACAAAAGUCUCGGGCAAGAUGGUGCCAGGAUUGCCAAGAUUUUCAUCAAGCGAAGGAUGGUGAUGGAUGGGUUGAACAAUCUUCCCAACCGUUUCUUUUUGGCUUAUUGCAGAAGGUGGAUGCUCCUUCAGCAUAUGUGUGUGCUGGUAGCAGGAUAUACGAUGCCACGGAAUGGUAUAUCUGUCAGGGCAUGAGAUGUCCAGCUAAUACUCAUAAGCCAAGUUUUCAUGUUAACGCCAGUUUAAUGUCCAAGAAUAAUUCUGGCAAAGGAACUAGUUCAGGUCAAAGAGGUGGGCGGAUGCCAACACCUAAUAUCGAAGAAUCCAUGACUGAGGAAGAAUUCUUUGAGUGGUUACAGAAUGCAGUACAGGCAGGUGUGUUUGACAAUUUUAAUGGCACUGCACCAGAGAGCCCAUCUCCCAAACCUGGAAAUGGGAUGAAAAGUCCUGGCAGUAGCAGUGGUGCUGGUGCUAGUGCGAGUGGCAGUAGCACCAAGAGAAAGAAAAAGGGGAAAAAGCAAUGGUGA